Messenger RNA from Anopheles arabiensis, 1139 nucleotides. RefSeq lists its product as uncharacterized. The record is from RefSeq and is a predicted model, not a curated record. The transcript has 3 exons. Bases 1 to 1122 code for a protein of 373 amino acids. Lineage: Eukaryota; Metazoa; Arthropoda; Insecta; Diptera; Culicidae.
AUGACACCAAACGUUUUAAGCGGUCAGGAAAUCCACGAAUUGCCAAUCUUGCUACCGUACUUGUGGCCGAUCUUCAGUAGCACUAUGCACGGGCCAAAGCUAGUGCGAUGGAUGAGCGCCACAAGCGCCCGAGUGCAACCUACGGUAGGGACGGUGUUCCGUUUGACGAGAACAUUCCGCGAGACCGAUGUUAAACAAUUUGUCGCUCUAACCGGUGACAGCAAUCCAAUCCACGUGUCAACGACGAACGACUGUGAGCGCAAAGAGCAGCUGUUCGUGAAUGGAGCCUUCCUGAACGGCGUCAUUGCGGGCAUCAUUGGUUCCAACUUUCCCGGUUUCGUGGUGACGACGCAGAACUUUCGCUUCCCGAACCGGUGCCAGCUAGACAAGGAGGUGCAGUUCAGCGUCACGGUGGAGGAAAUGCGGAAAAUCGUAACUGUUUCGUACGAAAGCAAACAAAGCGAUCGCGUUGUUUUCGAGGGCAUUGCGAAACUGUUUGCGGUGCGGCUCACGUGUAGUUUACCACGUUCAGUUACUCUUAGAUUACCGCCCGAAAUGGAUACACCGAGAAAACGUUGUACCCUGCUCCGACUGCUUACCAUCCUCGUCCUGAUACGAGCGGCCACGGGUGGAAAGUACUCCCGAUUUCGACUAGCUGACGUGCAGCGCAAUUCAGCCACCAAUGUGCCGUGCACUUGUGCCAUCUUCCUCACCGGCCAGUUUAACCGUUUCAAUCGUACGGAACAGCCGAAAGGAAAUCCUGGAAUACAGCUGGAGCUGAUGCAGCACUUCCCCUGCACCGCAGCGGGCAACAAGCAGUGUGCGAACAAAUGUUUAGACUCGAUCGUGAAGCAUCUGCACAACUCGCAGAACGUCAUCUGCGCCACCAUUGAUCGGGACUGCUUCCGGGAGCGAGCCUACCUGUUCUAUCAAAACUGUGCGCCCCGCUGGGUGAACAGUAACCUCUCGGCGGGCAAGGAGUUCUGCUGCCAGAAUGACAAACCGAUGCGAUGCAACCUGAUGGCGGAGCUGAUACGGCAAUCGCUGCUAGAAAACGAGGCCACCAACAACGGCACCACCAGCAGCGGUAGUUCCGACGAGCAAAGCACAGCCAACCGGUGAUAUAUCUUAAAUAAAUA